AUGAAGACUAGUGCAGAGUUUCUCAGAUAUGCGAGUCCUAAUGAGAUGCGAACGAUAUCCCGUGAGGAUGUGGGAUAUUAUCACGCUGUAGUUAUUGGCGCAGUGUACGACUUUACUGAAGAGAUCAAUAUCAAGUCUCCAUCAACCUACUUCCACGCUCUUAGACGGUGCAUUGAAGAGCAUCCCUUCUUCUGUGUUACAGUUGGAGACAGAAACACCGACAAAGCUUACUAUGAGCAUGUGUCAAGCAUCAAUGUUGAGCAACACAUCUCCAUCAUCUCAGACCCAGAGAUUGGGACCAACCACUUGGAAGCUAUUGGAAGAUCGAUCAAACCAGAGUUGGACCGUCCGUUUGUCUCCGGCAUCCCUCCUUGGAGAAUCGUAGUCCUCCCUCUGAGCCCGACUCAGUGCCAUGUCGCUUUUGCUUUCUCGCACUCUAUCGGAGACGGUAUUACUGGGGUGAUUUUCCAUCGGACCUUUCUCCAGGGGUUGAGAGAGACACCCGCAGCUAUUCCAUCGUCUACCAUUGCUCCACCAAGGAAACCUUUACCUGAGCCGUUUGACACCCCUGAGAGGCUCACGAUCUCGUGGUCAUUUUUGCUGGCACCCCUUCUUGCCCAAUACAUGCCCUACUUCCUUGUCAGAAUGCUGGGCAUUCGUGUCUCGGCCUCUUAUGUCAACGAGGGGACAUGGACAGCGGGUCCUAUCUUUUUUGACGCCAAAACAAACCAGAAUAAGCUCAAGAUCAGACAGAUUGAAGCAUCCCAGAUUAACAAAGUUGUGCAGCUUGCAAGGACUCACGAUGCCAAAUUCACGGGGGUUUUCGAACAGCUUAUCGCUCGCGCACUUAGUAAAGCCGUUAAAGACAACAGCGUCACGAACUUUGUGGGCCAAACAGCGAUAAAUAUGAGAACCUCAAUUGGAAUGUCCAAUGACGUGGCGACUGAAGCAGUAUCAGGUUGCUACACCGUCCAUCUUCGCAGCGAAACCACGACAGGUCCCUUAUCAGAGCAAGAAUGGAAAUUAGCUAGCGAAGCCACGAAAGAAUACGCAAACGCUGCGGUCAAACUUGAUGACAACCCCAUCGGUCUAUUGCGGUACGUGUCCAGCAUAAGAGGGUGGACUCUUGGCAAGAUUGGCAAGAAAAGAGACGCAUCAUAUGAGCUUAGUAAUGUUGGCGUUUUUGACGGGGAUGGUAGUUCUAAUACAGUGGGAAAAGACAAGGUCAGGGCGACAAAAAUGACUUUUGCGCAGCCUGGUCUUAUAGCAUCAUGCCCCAUUUCUUUCAACGUCGCCUCUGUCAAGGGAGGAGACUUGGUGUUUACCGUUACGUGGCAGUCCGGCGCGUUGAAGGGGCUUGUUGGUGAUGAGGCGAUGGAAGACAAGAUUGUGGAUGAGAUCUGCGAUAACCUCACGCAGGGAUUUAACGAUAUUGCCUAA
This is a messenger RNA of Fusarium venenatum, 1440 nucleotides long. Its product is annotated as alcohol acetyltransferase. The record is from RefSeq and is a predicted model, not a curated record. Gene Ontology annotation, molecular function: N-acetyltransferase activity. NCBI's taxonomy places the organism in Eukaryota, Fungi, Ascomycota, Sordariomycetes, Hypocreales, Nectriaceae.